Messenger RNA from Sceloporus undulatus (fence lizard), 1106 nucleotides. RefSeq names its product 3-hydroxyanthranilate 3,4-dioxygenase (gene HAAO). Gene Ontology annotation, cellular component: cytoplasm. The transcript has 10 exons. The record is from RefSeq and is a predicted model, not a curated record. Gene Ontology annotation, biological process: quinolinate metabolic process; 'de novo' NAD+ biosynthetic process from L-tryptophan. Lineage: Eukaryota; Metazoa; Chordata; Lepidosauria; Squamata; Phrynosomatidae. Bases 91 to 954 code for a protein of 287 amino acids. Gene Ontology annotation, molecular function: 3-hydroxyanthranilate 3,4-dioxygenase activity; iron ion binding.
CUUUCAGCCUCAUAAAGACCUAACUAGCACUUUGCAAGGCUCAGUAAAUUUGCACAGUAUAUCAUCUGAAACGCUUUGCUAUCAAGAAUCAUGGAAACAAUGCUUGUGAAUAUCAAGAAAUGGGUAGAAGAAAACAGAGCUGCUUUUCUGCCUCCAGUAUGCAAUAAGCUUAUGCAUCGCCAUCAGCUCAAUGUAAUGUUUGUUGGAGGGCCAAAUCAAAGGAAGGAUUAUCAUAUUGAAGAAGGAGAAGAGUUAUUUUACCAGCUGGAGGGAGACAUGUGCCUGAAGAUAAUAGAAAAUGGAAAACACAAGGAUAUUCAAAUUAAAGAAGGAGAGAUGUUCCUCUUACCAGCCAGGAUACCACAUUCUCCUCAAAGAUAUGAAAAUACUGUGGGGUUGGUUAUUGAGAGGAAACGAUUAAAGACGGAAACUGAUGGGCUGAGAUACUAUGUUGGGGAAUCAGCUGAUGUCCUUUUUGAAAGAUGGUUUUACUGUGAUGACCUUGGUACCCAACUUAGCCCAAUAAUGCAAGAAUUUUUCAGCUCAAAGCAGUAUCAAACUGGAGAGCCCAAUCCAGAUGAACUUUUAAAAGAAACUCCUUUCCCACUAAAUGACACCAAGGUUAUGAAUCCCUUUUCCUUGCAAGUGUGGUUGAACAAUCAUCAAGAAGAUCUAGUUCAGAAGAAGUCCUUGAGGCUAUUUGAGGAAAACUUUGAAACUGAGGUUAUAAUUUGGGGACCAGGAAUAAGCAAAGAGGAAGGAAAGAAUGCAGAUAUAUGGAUAUGGCAGAUGGAAGGCACAUCUGUUGUUACGGCAAACAGUAAAACCCUGACUCUAAUGAAUGGAGACAGUCUUCUCAUCCCAACACAGAAAAAAUUUGAGUGGAAGAGAUCUAAAGGAUCAACUGCUCUCUACAUUGUUCAGGACCCAAAGAAGAAAAGACCUUAUGCCUGAGUCCUGUUGAACACAAACUAUACUGAUUACUUUUGUUGUUGUUGUUAACCACCUUCGAGUCAAUCUCAGCUCAGGACAACCCUGUGGAUGAGACACCUCCAAGAUUUCCUAUCCCCCACUGCUCUGCUUAGAUCCUAUAAAUUCAUAAUUGA